This is a messenger RNA of Chinchilla lanigera (long-tailed chinchilla), 5785 nucleotides long. RefSeq names its product sterile alpha motif domain containing 8 (gene Samd8). The record is from RefSeq and is a predicted model, not a curated record. NCBI's taxonomy places the organism in Eukaryota, Metazoa, Chordata, Mammalia, Rodentia, Chinchillidae. Gene Ontology annotation, cellular component: Golgi membrane; endoplasmic reticulum membrane. Gene Ontology annotation, biological process: ceramide biosynthetic process. Gene Ontology annotation, molecular function: sphingomyelin synthase activity; ceramide cholinephosphotransferase activity; protein binding.
CUUUACUCCGGCGAGGAGCGGAGGGCGCCGGACUCCGGCGGCGCCUCGGACGCCGAGUCGGAGGUGUGUCCGGGGACUCCGACUUCCACCGCGGAGGCAGUGGAGGAAGAAAUGGCAGGUCCCAGUCAACUCUGCAUUCGCCGCUGGACUACCAAGCACGUAGCUGUGUGGCUGAAAGAUGAAGGCUUUUUUGAGUAUGUGGAUAUCUUAUGCAACAAGCACCGACUUGAUGGACUCACACUACUGACGCUGACUGAAUAUGAUCUCCGCUCUCCUCCUUUGGAAAUCAAAGUCCUAGGGGACAUUAAACGGUUAAUGCUCUCAGUCCGAAAAUUGCAGAAAAUACAUAUUGAUGUUUUAGAGGAGAUGGGCUACAACAGUGACAGUCCCAUGAGCUCCCUGAGUCCGUGCAUCAGUGCUCUGCAGGGUACAGACUGGCUGUGCAAUGGGGAACCUUCCCAUGACUGCGAUGGACUUCUCACUGACCUGAGCGCCGAUCAGUACCAGUACAUGAAUGGCAAAAGCAAGCAUUCUGUUCGAAGACUGGACCCAGAGUACUGGAAGACCAUACUGAGCUGUGUGUACGUUUUUAUAGUGUUCGGGUUUACUUCGUUCAUUAUGGUUAUAGUCCAUGAGCGGGUGCCUGACAUGCAGACCUAUCCGCCACUUCCAGACAUCUUCCUGGACAGCGUUCCCAGAAUCCCGUGGGCCUUCGCCAUGACGGAAGUGUGUGGCGUGAUUCUAUGCUACAUUUGGCUCCUGGUUCUUCUUCUUCACAAGCACAGGUCAAUCCUUCUGCGAAGGCUCUGUAGCCUGAUGGGCACUGUCUUCUUGCUUCGCUGCUUUACCAUGUUUGUGACCUCCCUGUCCGUGCCGGGACAGCACCUGCAGUGCACUGGAAAGAUCUAUGGCAGUGUGUGGGAGAAACUACGUCGGGCCUUUGCCAUUUGGAGUGGCUUCGGAAUGACCCUGACUGGCGUUCACACCUGCGGAGAUUACAUGUUCAGUGGCCACACGGUCGUCCUAACUAUGCUGAAUUUCUUCGUCACUGAAUAUACACCAAGGAGCUGGAAUUUCUUGCACACCUUGUCUUGGGUUCUCAACCUCUUUGGGAUCUUCUUCAUCCUGGCUGCCCAUGAACAUUACUCCAUCGACGUCUUCAUUGCCUUCUACAUCACAACGCGGCUCUUCCUGUACUACCACACUCUGGCCAACACCAGGGCCUAUCACCAGAGCCGGAGAGCGCGGAUUUGGUUUCCCAUGUUUUCUUUCUUCGAGUGCAAUGUUAACGGCACAGUACCUAAUGAAUAUUGUUGGCCGUUUGCAAAACCAGCAGUAAUGAAAAGACUGAUUGGAUGAUGUUAUCUUUGUAAUGAGUCUGUGACUAAGUAUACAGUAGUUGUUGAAUAACUUUGCUUUCUCUUGUUAGGUUGUUCCUGGAUGUGUUGCAUUUUGACUUACACAUUGACAGAGUUCCCGUUCUGAGCAAGGGUACGGCUGUAAAAAGCAAGAAAGAACAAUGAAGAAUCCUUACCUAGCUGUUUGAACAGAAAGCUUAAGUAUAGGUUUUCUGCACCCCCAUUUUAAGAAGAUUCAAAUAUUUGAUUGAAGUCAGGCUGUGGCCUCUUACCGUUAAGUAUUUAUUUAUUGAACCUAAGCAAAUCGGCAUAAGCAGUUUGCUGGUUGAAGGAAUUUUAUGAAUUUCUAGCAGUGCUCUAGUUAAGAAAUGAUAUUUUUUGAAGCUCCUUAUCUUUAAAAGAUAAAACUGUACUGAGUGAGCAAUACUUGUUCUUUGGACUAAUCUCUGUGUGUGUCUGGAAAGUGAUUUGUUUUAUUGACGAAUAUGUUUUGCUUUCUGAAUUAUCUUUAAGAAAGGACGCUGAGCGUAUACCAUGCCUGAGAUGGGAACGAAGCCGGCCGUCCCAGAGGUGACCGUGCUGAGGAGGGGUCCCAGGCCUUCUCAUGGGUGUGAGUGCAGGGCUGGCAUUUCUCACCAAAGAUGUAACAAAAAUGCAGCUCGGAUCUUGCUGUGAGGGUUCGAAACGAAGGUCGGCAAGUGCUCUUGAGGGAACUCUGGCAGCAUUUAUAAAAAUACUGAAUAAUUGUAGUGGUAUAGGUACCUGGAGUAACUCUGCGCUGUCAUUGUUAGACGGAUGACAGCCCAGUUUAAUACUUCAAGCGAUAUUCUUCAGUGCGCCAAAUAGGAGUGUCUUGGAGCUGGGGAUUUAGCUCAGCGGCGCAGCGCCUGCCUGCAAGCGUGAGGUUGUGAGUUUGAUUCCCGGUACCAGAAAAAAACAAACAAACAAACAAAAAAAAACAAAGAGGAGUGUCUUACCAGAUGUUAAGUUCUCAUGGCAGUAAGUAGGGAAGUACGCAUGCAGAGAAAAGAAAUGAAUAACAAGUUGUGGGAAUAGUGUUAACGUUUAAAUUUUUGCAAUUUCUUUCUUGGUCAUCGGUGAGCAGUAUGAGACAUGUUAGGAUACACAAAAAAGCUGUGCUGCUUUUUACUUGUAAAAACAAGUGUGUACAUACAUUCUUUCUGUGUAGUCUUCAUUUGCCGGUCAGGAGAUGAUACAGCUUAGCUGCCGCUCACAACACUAGGAAUUUAAUAUCUUAAGUAACUUCAUCUCUGUGAGAACAUUUGUCACUUUAUUUUUAAAGAUUUUUUUACAUAGCAGUAUGACAUAGCAGGUUGUGCCAUUGGAAACUGACCCCAACUGAUGAACUUAGCUGUUUAGAAUAUCCACUGUGUAGUUGUUGCAUUCCAUUUCUAACCAGGAGUGAGUUAGUGGAGGUGCUGGCGUUCUGAGGCCUAAAAUUAGGUCACAGGAGAAGCCUGCUUCUUCCUUGCCUAGGGGAAGUAUUUUUUGCACUUCAAGUCAUCUUCUACUCCUGUAUAAGCUACAGAGGAGCCUGAAUGAGUUGGAUAGGAGAGGAACAGUAUGGGAAGAUGCUUCAGCCAGUGCUGAGUGACCCAAAUUGGGAGUCUGCUCUGGACAUAAUUUAUUUCUUACUUGAGAAAUGAUGCCAGGCAAUUCAGAUGUUAUUGUGCUUUUAAAUCUUAUAUUCAGAAUCUUAUAGUAUCUUAAAUUGUUGGUUCUGUUACGUGCUAGAGGCAGAAAUACCAGCAUGUUAUCAAAAGAAAUUGCAUAAUCACAAGGGACGAAGGUUGUUUCCUAUGCUCCCUGGAUUGGUUUGACCUUUGAGGUCAAAAGACUUUACUGACUUGUGUUUUCUCUCAAAUGACAGAACAGGGUUAGAAUUAAGCCCACGAGAGACUGAUUUUGGCUUUUGGUACCAUGUUCCAAAAAAGUCUGUGGCAAGAUUAAUUUUAAAAUGUUAAAUAACCAUUAGUAGUAAAUAUCUUCUUUCCUUCAAUGGAUUGCAUCGUAGGAAAAGCUAGAAAAAUAUAAUGGCAACUAAAUUUGCAGAGCUUUUGACAAGGAGAGUGCCUAAACAGACUGCAGUGAGAAUCGUAAAAUCACUUUUCAAGUUUGCAUUUGCUCCUUUCUUUUGAGAAAAAAGUAAGCUAGAUUUAUAAUUUAUUGUUGUCACUAUUGCAAGGCACUGUUUACAUAAAUUAAUCAUCUCCAGACCUUUUUUGGAAAUCUCUGAGACAGAAUUAUUUCAGUCAUUUACAGACACAGAAUCCAUAUUUUAGUCAUUUUUGUUUUGUCCAGGAAUUUCCCGAAUUUUUGUCUUUGUGCUUUUUUUCCUUAUUAAAAGCCUAACUGGGGCCGGGGAUAUAGCUCAGUGGCAUAAGCUCCUGCUUGGCAAGUGCAAGGUCCUGAGUUCAAUUCCCUGUACCAAAAAAAAAUAUAAAAGCCUAACUGUAGUGAAGAUAGACUUUAUGUUUACAUUUGGGUGUGAAUGUUACGGGGUAGAGAAGCUGCAGGCCUUGUGGCUACCUUUUUUUAAAAACCACAUUAGUUAGGUUCUGGUGUCGCAGAUUUGUGGGAGGCCUGCUUUCUGGAGAGCUUACUGCAGAGGGAGCCACGAGGGUUGGGUUUGGAGCGCAAACUGGAGUUCGUGUUGGAAGUCCAGGUGGCAUUGUCUCUGAUCCCUGGAGCAGUGUUGCCCCCCUUUUUUUUAAAGGACCAGGCGGGAUGGCGUUUCUGAGAAGCAGCUGAAGCGGGUAGGUAGUAAGGUUUUGAAGAUGGCAGGUUGGAUGUUACCAUCGCAUGAUCUGGGGCAGCUUCUUUUGGCUGUGCUGAAUUCUCAACAUGGUAUCCUCUCCAUAGUUCUCUGGGCCAGAAUAGCUGGAGCGAACACUCAGCCUCCCUCUGCUGCUCUGUGUAUUAAUAUCCUCCUCAGAUAGCAGUGAGCCUGACCUUAGUCCCCCUCAGUUGGCAAAGUGUGGGCCGCUGACAGCGUCAGACUCGACAGAGCGGUGAUCGGUCCUGCUGCCCUUGCCUGCGGGUUAGGACUGAGAAUCCCAGCACCUCUGUAAUGUGGACAUGGGGAACAGAGAAACCACGUCCUUCCGUAGCCGGGGGCAAGCAGUCAGUUGGAGGACUGUCGACACAGAAAGCAUCAGUCAUGUACUUCCAGAGUUGUACUCCUACCGCUAAUCUCCUUUGACUGUACUCAGCAAAAGGCGGUUUCAAGGCUUCUGGAUCCAAAACGCUUAAGGAUGUUAGACAUAGUCUUGUUGAAACUCUGAUUAAUGAAUUUGCCUUUUUGGAGGCUGCCAUUAUCCCAUGCUAAGAGUCAUUACAGUCGAGCCAUUUGUCAGUUCUUCAGGUGUUCACCCAUUGGAGAGAAAGGAGCUCUCUUUUAGAAUAGCCCAUUUGCUUUUUAAAACAAUACUGGUUUCAUUUAGGCAAUUUCAAAGCCAACAAAGCGUGUCAGUUUUAAUGGCAGCUUUAGCUGACCGAUUAGGCAGUUGGUAUCUGUAAAGUUUAUCCUGAGCAGGGCAUGGCGGCGCACGCCUGGGAUCCCGGCACUGGGACCCAGGCAGGAGCAGGGUGAGCUCAAGGCCGGCCUGGGCGCAUGGGGAAACCCUGCCUCGGAGAAGCAGUGCAGCCUGAGCUACCCUUGCGCCGCUGUGGUGCAGAAUUGUCAGGUAGCAAAGGUCGGAACACUUGAGGUGACCUGUGAGAGCAGGAGAGGUCCAGUCGGUGUGGGUUUGUUUCCUCCGUCUUGACUUCCCUCUGAGUUCUUCCCCUCUGACCUCACAGCAAGCGAGCAACACUUACUUCAGAGACUCACAAGUCACUAAUUCCUGUGUGUCAAGUUCAGCGCACAGAGCUGCAGUCUGUAAGCCAUGAUCUCACCGCCCAGUAAGCUGCUUUCUAAAAUACAUGCUGCUGCGGACCAGCUGCGGGACUCUCGGCCGUGGGGCGAAGCCGCAGAAGGCGCGCUGUGACCUCGCUGCGCUUUAUGCGCGCUGCAGUCCGGGGAACAAGCUCGGACGCAGCCAAGAGACCCUACCAGCCAGCAGCGCAGUCUCAGAGUGUUCCGCGUACAGAUGUUUCCAUGCGGAGAGCCACGACUUGUUAGAGCAGCGAAGUGUUUCUAACGGAGCGGAAGCGGGGAAGCGCGCGGAGCUUGGACUGCCGCGGCUGUGUCUGGGUCUGAGGGUUCUGCCAGAAGGCUCCUGUCCGCAGAGAAACUAGUAUUACUUCGGAUGGGAGAGUGGUAGCAUACCUUGCAGUACCGCAUUGUACAUAAGUAAAUAUCUUGGUUCUAAAUUAAAUUCAGAUUUAACUAAUAUAUAUUAUUUUAUAUCUUUGUUGUAUUAAAAUGUUUAAAAACACUAAAAAUAAAACAUUCAAAAGUUGGA